AUGCGUUCCAUUUUGAACCAGCUGCUUGUCGCGGCAGCUGUCCUUGCCGUGGCCGUUUUGGCGGCCCCGUCACAGUCUGACCGGCGGGAUCAGAGCUGCAACGGCUCACCGUCACUCUGCAGCCGGCGCUAUAGCGACGUCACUUACGUUGGCUCGCACGACUCAGCCUUCGUUGGUCUUUUGCCCACCGAUAACCAGUUCACGUCUGUGGCCAGCCAGCUCGGCCAGGGAGUACGUUUCUUGCAAGCCCAGAGCCACAACAAGAACGGUGUCAUUGAGCUCUGCCACACCAGCUGUCUCGAGAAGGAUGCUGGGACGCUCGCCAGCUACUUGACCCCCAUCAAGAGCUUUCUUGACGGCAACCCAAACGAAGUCAUCACUCUUCUUCUUACAAAUGGCGAUUCCAUUCCCGUCUCUCAGUUUGGGACCGUGUUCUCAGCUGUGGGUCUCGACUCAUACGCGUAUGCUCCCUCGGGUACGCUGAGCCUCGACCAGUGGCCAACUCUAGCUGAGCUGAUUUCGAGUGGGAAGCGGCUGGUUGUUUUUAUGGACUACCAUGCGGAUACAUCGCAGGUCAACUAUAUUCUUGACGAAUUCACAUACCUCUACGAAACUCCAUACGACACCACAGAUCCUAAUUUCGCUGAGUGCACACUCGACCGUCCUGCUGGAGCUAGCGCCUCCGGCCGCAUGGGUCUGGUGAACCACUUCCUUGACGUCGAGAUUGAUAUUUUUGGCGAAGUCAUUCUCAUCCCAGACACGAUUAACGCGGGUACUACGAACUCGCUUUCAUCUAUUACUGAUCAGACAAGCCUUUGUGUCAACGCGUUCGGGCGUACUCCCAAUUUUGUUUUGCUCGAUUUUAUUUCCAUUGGUCAGGCGAUGGAUGCUCAGAACCAGCUGAAUGGCUUGUAG
Molecule: messenger RNA, 915 nt
Organism: Sporothrix schenckii 1099-18
Lineage: Eukaryota; Fungi; Ascomycota; Sordariomycetes; Ophiostomatales; Ophiostomataceae
Exons: 3
Coding region: 1-915 (304 amino acids)
Biological process (GO): lipid metabolic process
Molecular function (GO): phosphoric diester hydrolase activity
Source: RefSeq, a predicted model, not a curated record